Dothidotthia symphoricarpi CBS 119687 is the source of this 1176-nucleotide messenger RNA. RefSeq names its product B3/B4 tRNA-binding domain-containing protein. Gene Ontology annotation, molecular function: RNA binding; phenylalanine-tRNA ligase activity. The transcript has a single exon. Lineage: Eukaryota; Fungi; Ascomycota; Dothideomycetes; Pleosporales; Dothidotthiaceae. Bases 107 to 826 code for a protein of 239 amino acids. The record is from RefSeq and is a predicted model, not a curated record.
ACUACAAAUGCUACAGUGCCUGGUUUGACAUCCAAGAGCACAUCUUUCAUUCCAAGUUCUGGACUAUCAUUUUCACAUUGUUCAUCGUUUAUUCGCCGCAAUCACCAUGUCGAAGACCGCGAAUGCAGAAGCAAUUCUGAAGGGUGCACACAUAGCUGCAAAUGUCUUCCAAUUACGACCUGAUUACCGCGCACUAUUGAUGGUCGUUGAAGGCAUUCCACCUGGUCCUAGCGAUAGUACAAGCGAGGCCCUCUUACAAGAGGCUGAGGCGUCCGCACGGGAGUCGUUAUCACGACAAGCUGUCACCGAGAUACCACACGUUGCCGCAUGGCGAGACACAUACAAAGCCUUUGGCGCCAAACCGAAGAAAGAGCGCAACAGUCUGGAAUCUCUGAUGCGUCGUGCAGAGGGAGGUCUUCCAAGAGUCAACCGAUUGACUGAUAUUUACAACGCCAUUUCGAUCAAACAUCAAAUUCCGCUCGGUGGCGAGGACUUGGACAAAUACAGUGGAUUACCAAAGUUGAUCCGUGCAACUGGUCAGGAGAAAUUCGACACGUCCUCAGCCGGGGAAACCGUAACGGAGCUUCCACCUGCUGGAGAAGUCGUGUGGUGCGAUGACGCAGGAGUUACCUGCCGUCGCUGGAACUGGCGUCAGUGUUCCAGGACUGCGCUAUCCGAUGCAACAACGCGUAUUCUAUUCAUCUUGGAUGCACUGGAGCCUCUUUCUGAUAAUGCCCUGGAAGAUGCCGCUGAUGAGUUAGGCCGAUUGUUGAGCAAUUUGUCUCCGGAUGUACGCAUAUCGCGUCGGGUCAUUCGAGCAUCGUGAGCUUGAUCCAGUAGUCUCGCUGGUGAAGAGACCUGUCUUUGAAGUACUUGUUUGAUGUAUCUUAACUAUCAAUAUGCGAUCAUUUUUUCAGGCUAUGUUGUAACGCCUUUACCAUUUUUCAACGGAGAUUUGUAGGAGAACUUCAAGAGUAACGACGGACGGGAUUUACUAACUAAUCUAAGCAACUGAAAGACAUAUAUUCAUGUAACUUCAGCAACCAGAGAAUGACCUAUGGCAUGACAAAAGCAAUUUGCCACUGUGGUCAGCACGUGUUGCCGUACCAAGAGUAAUUCAAAACGGUGACAUUGGAUACAUGAUAAUCAACUAUGGUCUACGGAAAGAAUCGACGC